GUCUGACGUCUUCCUCUCUCUAGCUGCAAAUGAACAGUACGCGAGGGGGGUUUUCACGAUUUCUCCAUCGUUUCAAGCUCAAAUCUUGAGAUUUUUGGAGCCUUGGGUGCGCCUUCAGCUGGUGAAUCCAAUUAUGAGGUUAUUUCGCUGAUUUUGGUUACGGAUUUUGGUAGAUUUGAAGGUCAACGCUAUGCCCAACACUAUUCAUUCGCAAUUUUGAUUCUCUGAUGCAAUUCGAUUUGGGUAUUUUUGAUGACUAUCCUUCUGAGAUUCCGACUGGUUUGUAAUCCCCUUCCAUGUUAUGAAGGUGGAUUUCAACAUCUUCUGAAUUUUCUUUCGAUCUAAGGCAUUAUGGCAUUCGAAGUUACUGUUCACAGUGCGUCUGUGGAGCACGAUUACCCAGGAUUUUGCUCUUUUUUUGGCCAACCUUUUGUGGAUUCAUGAAUUUCGUUUGACAUAUUGUUGAUGCACUCAUGAAUUAAUUGCCUAGAAUUUAUGCCUUGCGCUGGGUGCUGUUUUAUGCUGGUAUUUUGUUGAUGCUUUAUCACGAACCAGCAUCCCAUUAGCCAUGAUGAUAAUGGCUUGGAGAUAUUGUAUGAAUUUUGCUUAAUAUCCUUGGAAAACAACUGCUGUAAAUAUGGGCUGGAUUUUGGAAUUUGCUGCUGAUUUUUGCACUUCUUGUUUGUGUGCUUCUGGUCCUGUCUACUGCCCCUGUAAAUGGAGCUCAAAACCUGGGUUUUUGCUGCUUUUUACACACUCCAUUGUUUGGGCUGCUUAUGUAAUUACAUGGUGGUAUUUUGGCACUGUUUUGGGGCUGUUAUAACCAAUUUGAGAUGCUGGAUUUUGAGGGACUAUUGGAAAUGCUGGGCUGCUGAUUUGAGGGACUGUGGGUGCAUUUGUGCAGUAGCUGCUGGGUAUAACCUUACCUUGGUUACCUCAUGGACAUUAUUAUUGAUGGUCAACCCUUUUUGUUUGAAUUGAUGGAGCUGUUUCGGGGUGAGUGGGCACAUUGUGGGCAGCAUAUGGGCAGAGAAUUGGAGCUGAGUUUGCAGCUGUUCUUUUCCUCCCGCUGCCCCUGGGUUUGCUUCAUAUGUAGAUCGUGUGGGCUGGACCUACUGCCCUUGAACUUCUUCAAGGGAAUUGGAGAUUCAUUGGUGGGGGGCUGAUCCAGUUUGCACUCUUCAAGGGCUGCCGAUGCCCAUGGUUUUGCCUCAGCUGUGGAGCUGUUUUGUGAGAGAUGAAUACAAGUGGGUUGGCUGUUUGUGAAUCACUUAGCAGAGCUGCUGGCCUAACAUAUUUGGACAGUGGUGCGCUGGAAUGAAGUUGGUUUGACAAUGGAGCUGAAUCUCUUGGGCAUGAUGGUCUAAUUGGUUAGCUUCUGAUGCCCCUGGUUUUGCCUCAUUUAUUGAGGUAAUACCAACUGUUUUGGAUGGGCUUCUCACGCGGUUUUGCCUCAUGAUGGAGGUAAUACCAUUUCGAUUGGGGUUGAGUUUUAUGUUGUAUUUUGCCUCAAUGAUCCUGCUGGCAGGCUGCCUAAGCUCUUUCUCACCCUUUCGGUUGGGGCUUUUGGAGGAGCUUGGGUUAUCUCGGCCAACAAGCGCAUCUUGUGGCUGAAUUGGCUUUUUCUCGGGUCUUGUUUUUGCGGGGAGUGUGUUUUCGCUGGAUCCUGCCUAUCCACGUCUUGCUUCUGAACUCAAAUCGAGGCUAAUUGUGGAUGAAGGCUUAUGGGACAACCUAGUGAACUUGCGCCUUGUCUUUAUGGGGACGCUUGCCAAAUACCUUGGGGGAACUCUGACCAUAGACCUGGGGAGGGGUUUGUAUGGCAGAGUGUGUGUCUCUCGGGUCACUUUAGAGGUUAAGCUGUCUGCCUUAACGAGGGUGGACACCUUUUGGCACUCGGGGACUGGCCCCUUGGCAUGCCGGUGGAUAGCAUCAACCUCGUUGAUGGAUGAUGGUGACUAUUGUAAGAUUAACAUUUCACUCGCCUCUUUUGGAUGCAUGAUAUUGAAUGAAGAACUUUGAAGCUGGUUUUGAAUCUUGAUUGAGCGUUUUUUCGUACUGGAUCCUUCGGGAGGGAGUAUAUAUGGGUGGUUUGUGCUGAUACCCCCAAUAUAUGCUCCCUCCAUGCUCUUGCUUUGCCUACCGUACUAUUGCCGGGAUGAUGCAUGGUACUCGUAGCUGGAAGCGGAUUCCACAAGAGCCGGGACGUGGUCCACUAUGAUGAAGUGGGACCACAUUGAUGUUUUAGU
Cuscuta campestris is the source of this 2249-nucleotide messenger RNA. The record is from the annotation of a GenBank genome assembly. NCBI's taxonomy places the organism in Eukaryota, Viridiplantae, Streptophyta, Magnoliopsida, Solanales, Convolvulaceae.